UGCAAAUCAGCCACCCCGGUUCCCGCAGCAUAAUUGCGGCAGGGUUCGGUCCGUUCAUCCUUGCCCGUGUAUCCAAUGCGAGGACAAGGAGCGGGGCACGCAUGCCCAGGCAAUUCUGGUACAUGUAUAUAUGUAUGUUCCGUGGAAACCUUGAUCGGAGCGACCUAGGCAUUCUCGUUUUACCAAAGUCUAUUAGCCAAAGUCUUUCCAUGCUUCAAACCCAUGUCUAAAUUUCUAGCUGGAAAAACUGCUAUCGUUACGGGAGGAGCUGGAGGUUUAGGUCUGGCCAUUGUACAAAGGUUCCUUUCCGAGGGUGCCAACGUUGUUGCAACGGACAUCGACCCCAAGCGGUUGGAGGAAUGCCCAGCUACAGUUCCAGCUGAGCAUCGAGAGCGUCUUCUUGCAGUCCAAUGUGACAGCACGGAUGAGUCAGCCGUGGAGAAGACGAUUGAAGAGACCGUGCAGAAGCUUGGGCGGCUCGAUAUUCUAAUCAAUUGUGCGGCCAUCAACGAUCAAAUGGCUCCCGUGGGCGACUGUCCGCGGGCUUUGUGGGACCGAAACCUUCUGGUGAACCUUACUGCGCCAUUCAUCACGUCGCAGCACUCGGUGCGGCAGAUGCUGAAGCAAGAGCCGAAAGGGGGUGUGCUGUUGAACAUCAUCUCAUCCGCAGGCGAGUUCGGAUAUCGUGCUGGUUGCGCCUACACUGCGUCGAAACACGGGCUGGUGGGUUUGACGAAGAACACGGCAGCUUUCUAUGGCCCAGAGGGGAUAAGGUGUCUAGCAAUCAUGCCCGGUCCUAUGAAAACGAAUAUGGGCAGUGAUGCGCAUGACGUCAGCAAGUAUCAUCCAGAAGGGUUACGUCUUGCGAGUUCGUCAAUGGCAGCUGGCCUCCGAUGGAAUCCGAUUGAAGAGGUCGCAAAGACUGUGGCUCUCUUGUGCACUGAUGGCGUAGGGACUAUCAACGGCUCUCUCGUCAACUGCGAUAACGGUUGGACAUGUAUAUAGAUAAGGUACCUGUCUCCUGAUAAAUAAGACAGAUA
This is a messenger RNA of Eremomyces bilateralis CBS 781.70, 1040 nucleotides long. RefSeq names its product dehydrogenase. The transcript has 2 exons. Gene Ontology annotation, molecular function: oxidoreductase activity. Bases 223 to 1005 code for a protein of 260 amino acids. The record is from RefSeq and is a predicted model, not a curated record. NCBI's taxonomy places the organism in Eukaryota, Fungi, Ascomycota, Dothideomycetes, Eremomycetales, Eremomycetaceae.